AUUUCUUAUUUAUUGAACACCUCUAUUGUACAUGAUUUUAGGUAGAAAAAUGAAAUUUCCAAAAAAUAAAAUAACGUUAAUCUUUUCCGCGGUCACACAAAAAAAAGUCUUCGUGCGGAGUACAUAGCUCUUUCUCAAAUCUUCUAGAACCAUCUUCAAAUUCUUCACCCUCUCUCUUUCAAUCAUCUACAUCACUCCAUCACUCCAUCACCAACAUAAACUAAAACUUCACUCACAUUAAAAAAAAAUCAAAACCUUUCAAAAAAACCAAAAACUCAACAAUGUUCGGAGUCGUCUUCCCCAAUCGAAGUUUCCCAAUAGACAUCUCAACCUUCACUCAAAUCGACACAUUCCACUGGGUUCUCGACAUGAACCACUUCGUCGGUGAAGCUUAUGAUCAAAUCUCAGAGAUGUGUAUCUUCUUGUUAAACAAUUUCAAUCUUCCACCAGAUAAAGCUUUAGCUGUUUAUGUUCAAUCUCCAGGAUCAGCUUUUGUGUUCUGUGGUGCUGUAACUUUAGCUAGACCUUCUGCUGUUUUAUCACUUCAAUGGCCUGAACCUGGUAGUGCAGCGAAGAUGCAACUCACGGCGGGUGAUUCGAGUUCCUUAUCGGCGAAGAUCGGUGUUUCGGUGGAGGAUGUAGCAGCGUUGAGGUCGUUGGAUGUUGUUGCGGAGAGGAGGAUUGAGAAAUUGGCUAUGAAAGUUGGAGAGAAUUUGUUUAACUUUAUGCAGUCUUUUUGUGGUGUUGAUGGAAGUAAAUUGGUUGUUCCUAUGGAUAUUUUGGAUCGUUGGUUUAAGAAGUUUCAGGAGAAAGCUAAACGUGAUCCUGAUUUCCUCAAAAGCUUUGCUUUGUAAGGUUAGCGUUUUUGUAACAUUUGAUCUUGUGGUUCUAUGUGAUGAAUUGAACAAGAGAUUGUAGUUUUACUUUGUUUGUCAAUGUUUAUUAACUAGUUGAUCAUACUCUGCUUUUAAGCAAUUUAAAGUGUUGAACUUUAUAUCUUGUUGGUUUGAGGUAGAUGAAAAGGUGAAGAUUUAAUCUGUCUUGUGUUGAGGAAUGAAUUUUGAUUCUUAGUUUUUGAUUAGCUCACUUUGGUAUACUGUGUGGUUGAAUCCAUUUGAUCUUGGGUUAUAUAUGAUGAAUUGGAGGAGAGAUUGUAGUUUUACUUAGUUUGCUAGUGAGAUAAUAUGAGGGUUAUGAAUAUUUUGGUUUCAGUGUUCUUCUUGCUUACAUAUGAAUCACAGUUUUAGUAGGUGGAAUGGUGGAUACUGUUU
Arabidopsis thaliana (thale cress) is the source of this 1271-nucleotide messenger RNA. RefSeq names its product hikeshi-like protein. The transcript is spliced from 2 exons. Lineage: Eukaryota; Viridiplantae; Streptophyta; Magnoliopsida; Brassicales; Brassicaceae. The record is from RefSeq and is marked reviewed. The coding region runs from base 282 to 854 and encodes 190 amino acids.